Molecule: messenger RNA, 1032 nt
Organism: Uloborus diversus
Lineage: Eukaryota; Metazoa; Arthropoda; Arachnida; Araneae; Uloboridae
Exons: 8
Coding region: 34-954 (306 amino acids)
Biological process (GO): regulation of protein ubiquitination; traversing start control point of mitotic cell cycle; protein localization to kinetochore
Cellular component (GO): kinetochore
Source: RefSeq, a predicted model, not a curated record
UGGAGAGAACGAGUGGUUCUCCUUCACAAACAGAUGAAAUCGGAGCAAACCAAAAGCACGGAUCCGACGAAUGUACUAAAGGAUCCUGCGCUCUUAAGGCAGAACGUAUCCCUUUCCAUCCAGGAGAUCCAAGAGCUAUUUCAGCCAUCUGGGGAAGCCAAGGAUGGAGUGCCUCUCCUAUCUAAAGAAUGUGUUCAUAAAAGCCAAGAAGAUGUGGAUGAGGCUCUACAGAAGUGGCCGGACGCUCUACAGUGCACUCACGGCGGUAUCAUCUACAACAGCGACCCUCAAGCCGAAGAGAAGGAGAGCCUCGGCAACCGCAUGGUGGACUUAUACGUGCGGCAGGAGACGGCUGGUAUAUGCGGCCGUGCAGAACUGCCGCCGGACUCUCCGCGCAGGAUACCUUUCACCCUCUCCUCGGAGCUGAGGAGUUUCAUAGACAGGGGGCGGAGCAGCUUCGAGGGGCAGCCGAACAGGGCGUCCUCGGAGAAGAGGCGGUCGGAGACGGAAGUUCGCACUGCGUCCAAAAACGAAGUGGACGGCCUCUUGGGUAAGAGCGUCGAUGUGAUCCGGAAAUUGGCAAAGAAGGGGAGUGCCCCAGUACGUUGCAGUCCAAGGAAAAAAACUUCGGUUCAUUACGGUCCAGAACAGAGACGAGCGAUUCCAAGCAAGAGUAAGAACGUUAAGGUCCAGAACAAGUCAACUCAAGAGCUUCCUGAUAUUCUAAGAAAGAAAUUGCGUGCUGCAGUGGCCACUGCCCUUGAGGGCCAAGGAGUGCAGCUAGACGAUCCUUUCUUCAGACCGUGUGGGAAGAGACUCUUUGCCAUUUGCCAGGCAUUCGUUCAGGAUCUCAGUGUCCAGAAGGGAAGCAUGAGUCAAAGAAUGCAGAAGAUUGCAGAAGCCCAUGUCAAACAGGUAGUAGAAUACGAAAGGCAGAGGGAAAGCGGAGAGUAGCAGUCAUUUCUUGUCAAACAUGUACAUAAAUAAGCCUAAUGUAAAUAUAUUUGAGACAAUAAAAUUUUUUAUUUUGAC